AUGUGGAUAAUUGAAUUAGAAUUGUGUAAUGAUGAUGUCUACGAAUUGAAUCAAGUUUAUCAAUCAAAUAAAACUUUAGUGUUCGAUCAACAUUCACCAUUUUCUUUAGCAGCUGUAUUACUUCGAAUGAAUCUAUUUGAUAAAGCUAAAAACUAUUAUCAACAAUUAUUUGAUGAAGGGUCAAUAAAUGAAAGUUUAUCUAUCGAUCUUAUCGUUAAUUGUUACUGGAGUUUAGUAAUUGAUGAACGAUUUCCUUCAUAUCUUCCAUAUCGUAAAGUUUCAUAUGAAUUUGUUGGAAAAAUAUAUCAAUCAAUGCGUGAUUAUGAACAAGCUUUGAAAUAUUAUAAUGAUGCAUUAAAUACAAAGCUUAAAUAUGAACCAUUAAAUGAUCCGACUAUUGUAGAGAGUUAUGAAUUUAUAGCCGCUCUAAAUGGACAUGAUAUGGUGGUACGCGAAAUAAUUUCACGUUCUGCUAACAAAGCAAAACUGAUUGAGCUUGAAGGCCGUGUGCACAGCAUUAGUGGAGAUCUUGUAGACAAAGUAACUGCAUUAUGGUGUGCUCUUGACCGAGCUCAUUUUUCUGUGGCACAUACUCUGAUUAAUCUAGGUAAAGCUGACGUUAAUCACGGUCCGCUUCAUCCAUUAUUGGUUGAUGCUACCAUUAAGGGACGAUUGGAUAUUGUUGAGUUCUUAGUCGAAAAUGGUUCUGCUGAUAUUAACCAGACAAAGACAAAUGAUGAAAAUAAAUCAAGUAGUCUUAUUGUAGCUGCCAGUCAUGAUCAUACACAAAUUAUUGAAUAUCUUCUUAAGAAAAAUGUCGAACUCGAGUCAAAGACAUGUGUUGAUGAAAACACAGCAUUAGCUGUAGCAGCUAUGGAAGGUCAUUUGGAAUCUAUGGAUCAUUCUGAAAUUUCGUUCAUUUUACACGAACUCAAUUUAAGUGAAGAUUGUGUUGCCAAUAUUUACAAUCAUGGCUCAUACGCUCAGGGUACAUGUACACCUAAAUCUGAUCGAGAUCUGAUAAUUGUUACUCGUUCAUGUCAAAAUCGCCUAUGGUUUCACAGUGAUUUUGAUUAUUUUCAUGGAUUCGAAUUACAUAAAUUAUUCAAUAAAUAUGAUGUUUGUAUAUAUUCAGUGGAAAAUUUUCAACUAGCAUUAGAAAAAAAUUACUUAUUCUGUGUUCAAUGCUUAUUUUUACCAGAUGAAUUUAAAAUUAAAGAAGAAAUCGACUUUCGAACAAUUUAUCUAGAAAAAUAUUAUAAUAUAGAACGAAUAAAAAAAGUGGCUUUUUAUGAAAUGUUAUCAUCGUUCAACUUGCUUAAUCCACCUAAGAAUCCAAUUUAUCCAAAACGUAGUUCAACUGAAAAUGAAAUAAAUCAACCAUUGUCAGAUUUUAUAUUUAAAAAUUUAUUUCAUGGUAUUCGUUUCUUAGAUAUUGGUGAACAAUUAAUUCAAACACGAUCAGUAUAUGAUUUUACUCGUGUAUCAUAUAUACUUAAUGAGAUGAAAGAUAUACGUGGUGAUCCAACAGACGAAUCAAAUAAACAUCGUGUCGUUGAAUAUGUUCGUAAAAAAAGUGCUGAGUUCAAAUCAAAAUUAGAUGCACUUGUACCAACAAACAUUAUAAAAGGUACAUUCAAAGUAUAUAUUACAUUCGAUUGUAAACGUAAUUCUGAACAAGUCAUUGAAAAAUUAAAAAAAACAUGUCAAAAUACGAAGUAUAAAAUUGCAUUCAUUCAGUUAUGUGCUGAUCAAAAGAAAAAAAAUCUUCAACAAUUAAUAGCAUUUUCGUAUUAUCACGGUGAAUAUCCAUCGAUUAUAGAACAAAUUGAAAGAAAAGUUCAUGAACAAUUUAAAGAUUUUAAUAUUCUACGUAUACAAAUAAAAUCAUUAGCAUCAAAUGAAGGUGUACCACAAACUAAUAUUGAUAAACAAUUAUUCUGGAAUGAAAAAUCAUAUUAUUUUGAAUUUCAUUAUCGAAUUAUUUUAAAACGAGAGCUUGAUGGAGACUUUUUAAAACUUCUUCAGAAAAGAUGUGAAUCGAAUUCUACAUAUAAGUUAUAUCUAUCACCUUAUGCAUUUAAACAAAUAGAUCAUAAAAAAUUUCAUUAUAUAAUUAUAAUGCGUUUAUUUGAUGUUGGUCGAGAUGGAGCAAUUCAAAUGAAUUAUAACGUUGUCAAAUAUGACAAAGGAAUUCUUUGUCUACCAUCAAAUGUGGAACCUGAGUUUAUUGUCUAUGAUACAAACAUGGACUCGAUGAACAUUGAAAAUGUUUAG
Messenger RNA from Rotaria sp. Silwood1, 2277 nucleotides. The record is from the annotation of a GenBank genome assembly. NCBI's taxonomy places the organism in Eukaryota, Metazoa, Rotifera, Eurotatoria, Philodinida, Philodinidae.